Molecule: messenger RNA, 776 nt
Organism: Onychostruthus taczanowskii (white-rumped snowfinch)
Lineage: Eukaryota; Metazoa; Chordata; Aves; Passeriformes; Passeridae
Gene: OSTN
Product: osteocrin
Exons: 5
Coding region: 26-454 (142 amino acids)
Biological process (GO): hormone-mediated signaling pathway
Molecular function (GO): signaling receptor binding
Source: RefSeq, a predicted model, not a curated record
CACCUGUGUAUUCUCACUGAGCAGCAUGAAAGCAUUUUGGCAAGCACCACAGAUGCUGCAGUUCCAGCUCGUGGUGGUGCAUUUGGCCCUUGUGAUUGCCCUGCUGUGGUGGAACUCCAGCUCUGUGCUCCUUGCACAGGCAGCUCCAGAGCCUCUGGAGCCUUCUGCUGCUCUGGGUGUGGGAAACCAUCCCAUUGCCAGUGAAGAGAAGUCAGCCACCAACCUGGCAGACAAACUGUUCCUUCUUGAUGACUUGGUGUCUCUGGAGAACGAGGUGACUGAGACCAAGAAGAAAAGGAGCUUCUCAGGAUUUGGCUCCCCCAUUGACAGAAUUUCUUCAUCCUCUGUGGAUGCAAAAGGCAAACAGAGGAAAGUGUUUGAGCUGCCUAAGAGAAGGUUUGGAGUUCCUCUGGACCGGAUUGGAGUGAGCCACCUCGGCAACACCAGGGGUUAGCAGCUGCUGCAGAUGCUUCUAUUCUGAAUGAGUGAUGCUGUAUUGGAAACAUUACAGAGUUUUGGAAGAUGCCUCACAGCAUGUAUUGUCUUUGCCUGAUGAUACAGCACUCAAGGAAUUGACCUCCUGCAAAAUCUGUUUCAAGUUGCAUUUACAAAUAAUAACAUGUUCAGUUCAUCAGGUCAGAAUGCUCGCACAGCAUUCUGUGCACAGUGUCACUGGUAGGAGGGAACAGAGAAUAUGUAUAUAUUUUUAUUGCAUGGCAUUUAUCUGUUAAACUUGCAGAAUUUUAUUAUCCUGGGCAGGACUGAGAUUUUUUGGA